AUGAGUUAUAAUACAUCAAAAGGCAAAGAAGAUUACAUCGACGAAGCUCCAAAGGUUCAUCGUAUUCGUAUAACUUUAACUUCACGGAAAGUCAAAGCUUUAGAAAAAGUAUGCACAGAUUUGAUAAACAGAGCAAAAGAUAAACAAUUACGUGUGAAAGGACCUGUACGUUUGCCAACUAAGGUUUUACGUAUUACUACACGUAAAACUCCUUGUGGUGAGGGUAGUAAAACUUGGGAUAGAUAUGAAAUGAGAAUCCAUAAAAGAUUGAUUGAUUUACAUAGCCCAAGUGAAAUCGUUAAACAGAUUGUAAGUUAUUUAUUUUUAGUAUGA
Molecule: messenger RNA, 333 nt
Organism: Entrophospora candida
Lineage: Eukaryota; Fungi; Glomeromycota; Glomeromycetes; Entrophosporales; Entrophosporaceae
Source: the annotation of a GenBank genome assembly